Messenger RNA from Cylicostephanus goldi, 285 nucleotides. The record is from the annotation of a GenBank genome assembly. Lineage: Eukaryota; Metazoa; Nematoda; Chromadorea; Rhabditida; Strongylidae.
ACCAAAUACGAGAAUGUUGUUGACAAAUCGAAGCGUCCGACAGAUGAUAUGAUUGAUCGAUUUGAUCGUUGGUUGUAUAUAGUGCGCAAAGGAGACAUUCUAUCGGAACGGUUUGAAUUGACCUUGGAAAUUCUUCCACAUGUUUCGUGCUAUGAGGGAUUUUUGUUGCUGUUGGAAAUCUGGAGGCAUUUCCAGCGAAGAGGUGCAUCUUACAAUAGUGUACUCGCUGUUCACAGUGCCAUCUUGAAGGGUGAAGAUGCAAGAUUACAUGUGAGUUUUCAUUAG